Molecule: messenger RNA, 1136 nt
Organism: Solanum verrucosum
Lineage: Eukaryota; Viridiplantae; Streptophyta; Magnoliopsida; Solanales; Solanaceae
Exons: 8
Coding region: 142-930 (262 amino acids)
Source: RefSeq, a predicted model, not a curated record
CCCUACUAACUAGUCCCCAAAUUCAGGGAAACGCUUACUCCAAAACACUUUUUUCGGAAUUAGGAUUCCAUCUACGUGAAUACCUCUCGACAACUUCAACUGCCCAUAUCCCCUCUUUUAAGCAAUCAGAGUGUUGUUUCAAUGGCUACCGACGCCAGUUCAGAUCGGAAUGCGACAGCCAAACCUGUGCUGCUACCGGAGAUUGGGUCCGAUGGUAUUGCUAGAGAAUCACCGGUCAUUGCUUACACCGAGAAGAUAAUUGAGGCAGAGCAGCUUCAAUUAAGAAAAUAUAUAGAUGAAAAUUACUCCAAGAUUCGUGAUGUUGAGAAGGAACUGGCAAACCUGUCAAUGGAGAUGAAACUUACAGCUGGGCCUAAGAAAGCAGCACUUGAACACAUGAGAAAGAAAAUAGAAAUGUCAGCAGAGAAAAUCCGUAUUGCUAAGGAGAAGGAAGAACAAGCACGAAAGGCAUGGGAAGCAGCAUUAAAAGCUGUUAAGGAUGAGGAGGAUUUCAAGCAAAAGCUUUGUGAAGACUUGAAUAAUCUGGUUCGUGAAAGUAGUAACACUCAGCUAGCUAGAUUGGAGGAACUGAAAAGGAAGCUGGAAGCUUUAAAUCCAAGCAGAGCAUCCACAUCCUCUGCCUUGGAUCUGAAUUCUGUGGGACCUGCACCAAGCAGUAUGAAUCGAGAUGUUCCCUCAGUUCAAGGUUCACAAGAAUCAUUAAAUGGAUCAUCUGAAACUACAUUGAAAGAAGGAAACACUGGAAAUGCUGCAGCAGAAAAUGGACAAAACCAACAACGUGAAGCAAGAGGAAAGAAGAAAAUUAAUGCCCAAGGAAGAGAGAAGGGAAUUGGCAUAAUACCUAAAAGUAGAGGUGCAGCACCACCUGGUUGGACGGGGUCUGGGUUUGAUGUGGAUGGUAGAAGUUGAUGACAGUUCAGUUUCGAUUUAAAAGAGGAAAAAGAUUGGAGGCCAUGUUCGUGACUGAAUGAGUCUAGUCGAGCUUUGCCGAUUGGAUUAGUCUAAGAGCUACAUUGUGAUUUCAAGUUCAGUUUAUUUAAGGACUAAACUGGUUGAGUCAAGUGGUACAGAAGGCCUUCCUUGUGAAUAUGGUCCCCGAGAUGAAUAAGAUAACC